Messenger RNA from Oreochromis niloticus (Nile tilapia), 1329 nucleotides. RefSeq names its product zona pellucida sperm-binding protein 3. The record is from RefSeq and is a predicted model, not a curated record. Gene Ontology annotation, cellular component: extracellular matrix. Gene Ontology annotation, molecular function: acrosin binding. Gene Ontology annotation, biological process: binding of sperm to zona pellucida; positive regulation of acrosome reaction; egg coat formation. Lineage: Eukaryota; Metazoa; Chordata; Actinopteri; Cichliformes; Cichlidae.
AUAGUGGGCAGGGCCAAAAGUCAGCUCUACAAAGCCACCUUUUGCACAUGUGCGCCUGUUUCAAACAGAUGGAACACAGUAAACACAUGCCUGACAAAAUGAUCACAAUCUUUUUUUGUCUUGUUUGUGGUGCUUUAGCAGCAGCUCAGGAGUCCAACGAGAUCCUCCACCCUGCAGCCAGCAAGUUUGGAAACCACAGAGCAAACCAGCAAGUCCAGAGACCAGCAGCUGUCCGACAGGAGGAGCCACCUUUCCUUGAACCGUUGUCUUGGAGAUUUCCAGAGGAACCAACUAAAGAUGAACCUCAUUUCCCUCCAAACUUUGAGUUGAGAACUACAGUGGCACCUGACAGCAUCAAAGUCAUCUGUGGGGACAACUCUAUCAGAGUGGAAGCCAAGAGAGACCUGUUGGGGAUUGGUGUUCUGGUUCAGACUGCAGAUGUCACACUGGGAGGAUGUGCUGCCACAGAGGAAGCCAAGGCUCAGAUCCUAAUCUUUGAGUCUGAGCUUCAUGGUUGCGGCAGCCAGUUACUGAUGUCUGAGGAGGCAUUCAUUUAUGUGUUCACACUGCUCUACACGCCCAGCCCUCUGGGGGGCAGUCCCAUCGUCCGAACUAUAGAUUUCUCUGUCAGCAUCGAGUGUCACUACCGGAGGAAGAAUGAUGUGAGCAGUGACGUGCUGAAGCCAACUUGGGCUCCUUUCAGUGAGACCAACGCAUCAGAGGAAAGUCUCUACUUCUCCCUCAGAUUAAUGACUGAUGACUGGCAGUUCCCUCGUUCAAGCACUCAGUUUUUUCUGGGAGACAUGAUAAAGUUUGAAGCUUCAGUUGAACAGUUUCACCACGUCCCUCUCAGAGUAACUGUAGACAGCUGUGUGGCAACUGUGGUCCCAAAUGUGGACACUGUCCCUCGAUACGCAUUCUUGGGAAAUAAUGGGUGUAUGUUUGACGGUCAGCUGACAGGAUCCAGCUCUCGCUUCCUGCCUCAGUCUCACAAAGACAAACUACAAUUUGAGUUGGAGGCCUUCAGGUUCCAGCACGGAAACAGUGAUGUGAUAUACAUUACCUGCAGCCUGAAGGCCACAGAAGCUGCUGCAAAUGUCAAUGCUACCAACAAAGCCUGUUCAUUCUCCAGUGGGUGGAGGGAGGCCAGUGGCAUCCAUCAUGCCUGCUCCUGCUGUGACACAGACUGCAGGGCAGGCACAAAGAGCAGCCUGACUGUAAAGGGUACAAAGUGGGAAAAGGAAAUGGCUGUUGGACCAAUCACAGUAAAGGAGAAACCUCUAAGAUGGAAAAAGGACCUUAUUCAAUAAUAAAGGUCUUUUACACUAA